Molecule: messenger RNA, 1731 nt
Organism: Saimiri boliviensis boliviensis (Bolivian squirrel monkey)
Lineage: Eukaryota; Metazoa; Chordata; Mammalia; Primates; Cebidae
Gene: KCTD13
Product: potassium channel tetramerization domain containing 13
Biological process (GO): protein homooligomerization; protein ubiquitination; proteasome-mediated ubiquitin-dependent protein catabolic process
Cellular component (GO): Cul3-RING ubiquitin ligase complex
Molecular function (GO): ubiquitin-protein transferase activity; protein binding
Source: RefSeq, a predicted model, not a curated record
GAGCCGCGCCUGCGCAGCUUCCCGGCGCCGGCUUCCGGGUGGUGCGAGUGCGAUGGGGCGGAGGGCAGGUGUCGCCGAGUAGCCGCGGCGAGUGGGCGUGUACACCAAGCGGUCUGGCCAGAAGGCUGGGGACGGCCGAGGGUCUCGGGAGCAGGCCAGAGGGCGCGGAGAGAGCCUGGGAUCGCCGUCCGCCGCUGCCACCCGGCAUGUCGGCGGAGGCCUCGGACUCGGCAGCCGCCGCGGCCCCAUCCCUGGAAACCCCUAAGCCCUCGGGUCUAGAGUCUGGCCCCGCCGCCUACGGUCUCAAGCCGCUGACCCCGAACAGCAAGUAUGUGAAGCUGAACGUGGGCGGCUCGCUGCACUACACCACGCUGCGCACCCUCACGGGACAGGACACCAUGCUCAAGGCCAUGUUCAGCGGCCGCGUGGAGGUGCUGACCGACGCCGGAGGUUGGGUGCUGAUUGACCGGAGCGGCCGUCACUUUGGUACAAUCCUCAACUACCUGCGGGACGGGUCUGUGCCACUGCCGGAGAGUACCAGAGAACUGGGAGAGCUGCUGGGAGAAGCACGCUACUACCUGGUUCAGGGCCUGAUUGACGACUGCCAGCUGGCGCUGCAGCAAAAAAGGGAGACGCUGUCCCCGCUGUGCCUCAUCCCCACGGUGACAUCUCCCCGGGAGGAGCAGCAGCUCCUGGCCAGCACCUCCAAGCCCGUGGUGAAGCUCCUGCACAACCGCAGUAACAACAAGUACUCCUACACCAGCACCUCAGACGACAACCUACUUAAGAACAUCGAGCUGUUCGACAAGCUGGCCUUGCGCUUCCACGGGCGGCUGCUCUUCCUCAAGGAUGUCCUGGGGGACGAGAUCUGCUGCUGGUCUUUCUACGGGCAGGGCCGCAAAAUCGCCGAGGUGUGCUGCACCUCCAUUGUCUAUGCCACGGAGAAGAAGCAGACCAAGGUGGAAUUUCCAGAGGCCCGGAUCUUUGAGGAGACCUUGAACAUCCUGAUCUACGAGACUCCCCGGGGCCCAGACCCAGCCCUCCUGGAGGCCACAGCGGGAGCAGCUGGAGCUGGUGGGGCCGGUCGCGGGGAGGAUGAGGAGAACCGAGAGCACCGUGUCCGCAGGAUCCAUGUCCGGCGCCACAUCACCCAUGAUGAGCGCCCUCAUGGCCAACAAAUUGUCUUCAAGGACUGACCUCUGACCGUCCCCCUGCCUUCCUCCUGCCUUGGGACCCAGUCUCCCUCUCUUUUCCUCCCCUUCCCAGACCUUUGCCCCGGCUCUGCUGGUCAAGUCGUGGGUCCUUCUCUGUCCCUUCAUUGCAUGGCACAGCUCACUUUGGCGCUUCUCCAUCCAUCUGGACCCCAUUGCUAACAACACGGUACAUUCCUGCCCCCGCCGCUCAGAGCCUUCCGAAGCCAACGCUUGUCCCCAUCCUGCGUCCUUCCCUCUCCAGCUGGUUGAGAGGGAUUUAGAAUUCCCUUUCUCUUUUCUCAGUGCAUCUUCCAUGCCAAAGUGUCCAGCCUGCCCUUCCCAACACCACCGCAGUCUGAGCCGCCUCCUGCGUUGCGCAGGGCAGUCCACCCUGUCCUCCCCACUAUCCUCCCUACCUCCUUAACUUUCUACUAGACUGGCCUGGGCCUGCCCAGCUCAGCGUUCUCAGUCUGUUUCAUAUUAUUUAUUAUUUUAAUUUUCUAUUAAAUUAUUGGAAUAAAGUUGAGUUGAGGAACUG